GAACGCGAGGGCGCGCAGGCGAGGCCGCUCCGACUCUUCCUGUUAACGUAAAAGCUCGCCGUGCAUUACAGAAAUGAACCUCGCUGGGAAGUGCACCCAGGAAGCGGGGAUAAUGCUCGCACAGUCGCUCGUGAGGCGAAGGCCUGUCUCCCGCUUCCCGAGGCACCUCUUCCCCGCGGCCUGCUCGAGCCCCGCGGGGCUGCAGCCGCCCGUGUGCACGCUGGGGCCGCGCUCCCGCGCCCCUCCGUCCGCCCUCCCCGUUUGUCGCCGCCGGCUACCGCGAGUGGGAGGCUUGGUGAUCCUGGUGCGGCUCGGCCGCGCACCCGCCCCGCGCCCCUCUCGCCGGCCUUCUUGCCCCGGGGGCUCGGAGCGGGCUUCCCUCCUCGGUGCAGGCCCCGCUUCGCUUUCCUGCGCGGCUGCCGCUCCUCCUGGGGCGCGCCUCCCCUGCCCUUGCCGUCCGCCUGAGCUUCUGAUGCUCGGAGCCUUCCCGGUCCCACCAAGCGGCCUUCAGCCCCAGGGCCUCUGUCGGGCGCAGACGCUGCUGCCGCUGCUGCGUUUGCUGAGGAUUUUUACGUGCCGGCGACUCCUGCGGGCCUUUUCUAUUUACAAUAAUCUGAGUGUGUGUUUUCCGCAAGACACUACGAGAGGCUCAAGUUUUGUUUACGCUAAUUUUUCAGGGUUCAGUAAUGUACCGAGGCAUAGUUCGUGCUUCAGAACUGUCCGUUGAGUGAAAACCCAAAGGUGUUGUUUUUCACUCUGUUGGGGGCUAAGCAUUUUCUGACGAUUGCAAGAGUUCCUGUGAGUUUCUGUAAGGGUUUCUGAAAGCAUUUGGAGAUGACAAAAAGGAUCUUGUCAUGGCAUGACGUUAAGGGAGUUCCGGGCUAAAAAAUUGAGAGCAGGUGAAACAUUUUCCCUUCACUCUGAAGAGUUUCAAGGGUUACUAGACGUUUCUGUACCCGCUGCUGGAAUUAACAAUGUGCAAGGAAGGGGGAUUAUGUGGACUCAGCUUUCUUCUCGCGCUGCUUUGGACUCAGAAGGAUGAAACAUCUGCAGACACCUGCUUUGCUCUCUGUCUGCAGGAGGAACAGGCUGACCUAAACGCUACCAGGGCAGCUCUGGGGUGUGAAGGAAUGUUCUUUUUGUGAGAGAAUGACAAAGAAUAAAAGAAAAAAUGUUGGUAGUUAAGUGAUGCAUUGAUGGAUGUGUAGUCAGACUCUUCAAUUUCCAGAUUAAGACACAAAUGGUAUUGGAAGUUCAAAAAUCAUGCCUGCCCCUGUUGAGUGUCCUACAUACGCAGAAACGUGCUGCUGAGAACUAAAGUGGUGUGCUCUAUUUCAGAAUCAGGAGAAAGAAGUUCUUAGUGUAAAACUGGGUAGUACCAUUCCAAUGGCUUCCAAACAAACCCCAGGAAGCUUGGCUCUAAAUUCCGGAAGACAGGAAACUGCAUACCAGCUGGGACGCAUUUCUGUCUUGAAGCCGAAUGAGCCACAGUAGGGCUGUGAAAGGAAGCCUCUCUGUCAGUGCCAGGAUGAUAGUGGUGGAAGGGCGUCGCUCCUCGUGGACAAGCAGCGAAUGACACCAGUGGUGCUGUGAGCACUCAGCGGUCACGGUGGAGGAAGUGAAAUGUCUUUAACCUGGGAUGAGUGGAGCUUUGGGUGGCUUGGAGUUCUAGUUAUUCAGUGUACAAGGAAGCUUAAGAAGGCAAAGGAAAUAUAGCACAGCACAAAUACCCAAAACCUUGUCUCUAGGUGUGCUCAGACACGGUUCACACUGGCUGUCUGGUGUGUAUGUCCACCGGAGGAGAGUGUGGCACGGGCGUCUCUUUAUCGCUGUUGCUGUGGUUUGCCGCGCUUUGUCGUGUGUGUAUCUGUCUCUGUUGCCAGACUCUGAACUAUCUGGAGAGAAGAGCAUGUGCUGCACGUUUUUGUACCAUCAGGACCUGACGAGAACCUGGACUGCUGGUUUAUCAGUGUGUCCUGGUGAGUGAAUCGGUUUAGGAAUGAGUAAGUGGAUGAAUGGGUCGGAAGGUGCCUUCGUCCGCCCUCUACCACCAAAGCCUGAACCCACAUGCUACUUUUUAAACAGCAAUUCAGUAAUCUCUGAGGGAGUUUAAUACUAACAUAAUCCUCUGUUUUAGAGGUGCAAGAUUUAAAAUAUUUGCUUAUCUAAGCAGGUAGGUCUGGGGAGAACCUAUUUAUGGCCCUUUCAGUGAGAUCUGUUGGAGACUUCCUUACGACCCCCAAACGCACGUGGUAGGCCCUGUAGACGUAAAGAGCUUAGGUAUUUAUCACACAGCUCUAAUUCAACUCUUUCAUCAAACAGUGCACGUGCUUUUCAGGCUCUGAGGAUAGGUGAGCCUGCGGAGUAUGACAGUAAGCGUGCUCAGCGACCACACAGCAGCUUCUUGUACGGAUCAUGGGCAUCAGUAUGGAUUAGGCAAGUUGGGUGCAGAUAAAGCAAGUUACCAGUGUCGUUUCACUUUUUCAUUUCGCUGUAUUUUAAUAGAAGUUCUUGCUCUCUUUCCUCCUCACUGUCAUUGUCAUCAUCAUCAUCAUCAUCAAACACUUGUGAGGAAAUCAAGUUUCAACUGGGCAAACUCCUACUGCAGUCUGUGGGAUUUGCAUCUUGUGGAGAGAGAUGGACAGGUGCUUAGAUGACCCAGAAAGCUCGGGCCACGUUUGUCCCCAGCCUUGGCCCCCAGGCCUGCAGGAGGAAGAGGCAGAGGAAAGGCCUUGUGGACCCAACCUGGGGUCAGGCUCGGCCAGCUCUCGUGAGCUCAGGCUGUCUCACCCAGAGCGCGCUGGCCGCAGGCCCAGCUCCACGUCAGAGAGGAGUCUGCGGGGUUCCCUUUCCUCACCUGACAUGGAACGUCAGCCGUCUGAAUCCCGUUCCUGCAGGGGCAAGGGAAAGCCAGGCAGAAGUGUUCCUGGAAAUGGGAGGAGCCCGGCGCUGCAGGCUGUAUGAGCAGGAGGCCCUCACCGCCUGGAGAAGCCUGUGGAGCCCAUUCACUGUUUAGGGAGUCCGCGGGGCUUCCGGCGUGGGCAGAGCUAACAGCGGCAAGGGAGGAAGCAAAAGCCGCUACCAGCAAAUAACCUCCCCCACACAAAUCUGCCUCAUACAUGACCUUCUCAUAAGCACAGGGAAACUAAGUCAUAUCAAUUAUUUCUGUAAUGCUAUAUUCAUAAUGGUCUUGUUGUUCUUGACUAAGUGGAAUAAAAUAACUGUA
Messenger RNA from Chinchilla lanigera (long-tailed chinchilla), 3226 nucleotides. RefSeq lists its product as uncharacterized. The transcript has 2 exons. The record is from RefSeq and is a predicted model, not a curated record. Lineage: Eukaryota; Metazoa; Chordata; Mammalia; Rodentia; Chinchillidae. The coding region runs from base 74 to 727 and encodes 217 amino acids.